CCUCCUGCCUUUCACAUGAUCUGAAAGCUCCCUCUGAGAUAGAGACAGGAAUGUGGAAAGGAGCGACAACAUCGAUGGCUGAGCAAAGCCACAGGCUUUCUAUAAUGCGUUCAUUUUAUACUGCGUUAAUUGGGCUGACAUUCAUCUUUCACACCCAUGGAGUCCCUUGGACAGAGGAAAAGCUGCGGCACAGCGCGCUCACGCUAAGUGAAGAUGAGAUCCGUGCUGCCCUGUCUCACACCAAUCUGGAGCAAAUGUGGCAGAGGGACCUGAGGCCACUGCUGGUUACCCGGUACCCAGGCUCUGCUGGUAGCCUGGCAGUACAGAACCACAUUAAAACAACCCUUGGUUCCCUGGAGGCGGGCUGGGAGGUGACUGAGGACAGUUUUCAGUCACAAACUCCCUACGGCCCGCUGCCCUUCACCAACUUGGUUGCCACUCUGAACCCAUCAGCCAGACGUCACCUGGUUCUUGCUUGUCACUAUGACUCCAAGUACUAUCCCCCUCAGUGGCAUGGAAGGGAGUUCCAAGGUGCCACGGAUUCUGCCGUCCCAUGCGCUAUGAUGUUGGAACUGGCACGAGCCCUGGAUGAGGAACUAAAAACUCAGAAGAAUUCCAGCUCCAACCUGACCCUGCAGUUGAUCUUUUUUGAUGGUGAGGAGGCACUUUUCCAGUGGACUGCCACAGACUCUCUGUACGGCUCCCGUCACCUGGCAGAGAAGAUGGAGGCCACUCCGCAUCCUAAAGGAGCCAAAGACACCAACCAACUCCACGGCAUAGAUCUGUUUGUGCUGCUGGACCUCAUCGGGGCCCCUAGCCCCAUCUUCGGGAACCAGUUCCCCAGCACCACCUCCUGGCUCUCUAAGCUGCAGGAUAUUGAAAAGCGUCUGCAUUCCAUGAACCAGCUUGUUGGGCAUCCUAACAGCGUGCAGUACUUCUGGCCUGAUCGUCCUGUGGGCCAUAUUCUCGAUGAUCACAUACCGUUCCUACACCGAGGUGUUAAGAUCCUCCACCUCAUACCCUACCCUUUCCCGGCUGUGUGGCACACAUUUGACGACAACGAAGAAAACCUGGAUCGCCCUACUAUUGAGAAUCUCAACAAGAUCUUGCAGAUUUUUGUUCUGGAAUACCUCAACAUCAGGCCCAGCAUCCCUUCGAACUCCCAAAAUGCCCCAUGAGUCUUCCCAGCAUUUUAUCAUUGUGAUAUAAAGGUCUUCACUUGACCUAAUGCUCUGUUAGAGGUUAGACCUCCAUAUAUGCAGGAUUCACACAUAUAUAUUUAAGUACUUUCUUGUUAAACAGGUCAAUAAAGAGUAGUGUAUAACUGUAAAGCACCCCUAUUAAAACUCAGUGGCUGUAGCAUGUUUGAAAGCUGGUGAGAAAUGUUACGGAAAUGGAAGGAGCUAAUCCUGUUUUUCACAACAAAAUCCAGAGAAACUUUUUUAAUUCUGGGCUUUAACAUGAAAAAUGUAAUUUUAAAAAAGACUUUUAAGUAGUAUCCAUCCAUCCAUCUAGUCCUGUCAGGGUCAAAGUGCAGCCGGUGCGUAUCUCCUUCUAUUUAGAGAAGCCAAUUAACCUAACAGUCAUGUUUUUUUGAUUGUGGGAGGAAGCCGGAGUACCCGGAGAGAACCCACACAUGCACAGGGAGAACAUGCAAACUCCAUGCAGGAUUCGGCCCAGAACCGUCUUGCUCUGAGGAAACAGUGCUACCUAGUGCACCACCGUGCAGCCUGUUUAAGAGGUUUAAAUAUCUCUAAAAAUAGAGUAAACUCAUCCACAAUGAGAACACUACACAGGAUGUUUCAGGAGUCAUAUUUGUGUUGGUUCUAUUAUCACCUUUUAUAAGGAGAAGUGCAUUGAUGUUAAAAGAAAAUAAAUGAAAUUACACCCUUUCACCUGGCACCUACAAAUAUAUAAUUACCUUGCAAGCUGAAGCUUGUGAUGCUGUUAUAAUGAAUAUUUUCAGGAACAUCCCAAUUCUAAGACCAAACCAUCCAUGUCCCUGGAUCUGUGUUGUUGUUUUUUUUUUUUGGUUUAGUUAUGGUAGCAGGGCCACCCACACUGACAUGAACCAACACACUGAGUGGAGUAGAAUGUUUUGGCAACAGGUUAUCUAACAUUUCCUCUCCCACUGUAAAUCUGUUCAGCAUUUAGAAAGCAACCCAGGAAGUAGGGCUCAUUCUCACCGAGGCCACAUUAAUGAAGCCUUUACAUCCUGUCGUCUAACAGAGAGGUGGAUUACUUCCUGUGCAUUUGAUUUCAUGUGCUUUCUUUUAUUUAUAUGAAACUGUAAGCCUGCCUCUAUCAAGUAAAUGAAAUAACUAAUAAAUGUUUAUGCGGAAUAAAA
Molecule: messenger RNA, 2347 nt
Organism: Cyprinodon tularosa
Lineage: Eukaryota; Metazoa; Chordata; Actinopteri; Cyprinodontiformes; Cyprinodontidae
Gene: qpct
Product: glutaminyl-peptide cyclotransferase
Exons: 7
Coding region: 51-1178 (375 amino acids)
Molecular function (GO): glutaminyl-peptide cyclotransferase activity; zinc ion binding
Source: RefSeq, a predicted model, not a curated record